AUGUCACAACAAUCAGAGGAUGCAAUCACAGCCAUUGACUAUAUACAAUCACAGGAGAGACUAGAGAAGGAGGCUAAGCGGUUGAUGCCAUUUGAGCCUGAUGAUUGUACAUACUCAUUGGGUGAAAUAAGGCAACCUAUAUUUGCUUGUUUAACAUGCUCAAAGGAGAAUAACAAUACAUCCAUCGGUGUCUGUUAUUCAUGUUCAAUUCAGUGUCACUCAACCCAUGAACUUGUUGAAUUGUUUAGCAAGAGGAACUAUGUUUGUGAUUGUGGUACUCUGAGAAUGAAACAUACUAUCAAUGGUGCAUGUAAAUUAAGAAAUCAAGUUAAUGAAGAAAAUCCUCGGAGUCGAUCCUCAUCUGGAGUUUUUAAAAGACCAAUUUCAUUCCCUGCAGAUGAUAUUCCAUCCCUGUCAAAUGUAUAUAAUCAAAACUUCAAAGGGCUAUUCUGUUCAUGUGAAAAACAAUAUGAUCCAGUGAAAGAAACUGGGAAUAUGAUACAGUGUUUCUUAGGAUCUGUUUGUGGGGAAGAUUGGUAUCACGAGGAGUGUAUCUUGGGAUACGAGCCAGGUACGUUCACAUCUGUUACUAAAUCAGAUAUUAAAGAAGAUAUUAAAUCAGAAGAGAAUGCAAAAGAGCUGAGUGUUGGUGAAAUAAAUGAAAACCUGGACGUAAAGGUUCCUCAUUUUCCCGAUCUCGAAAGCUUUGAUCUGUUUAUAUGUUGGAAAUGUGUAUCAUAUUAUGAAUCCGUGUUUCAAGCUUUGAAGGAUGAUACUGAAAUAAUUCAUUCGAUUCUCCCUCAUUUUGAUCAAAUAUCAAACUCAAAAGAGUGGUAUCAGAAAUACCAAAAUUUUAAAUCACAAUCUAAUCAGUCGGAAUCUGUUGGCAAAAAGAUUAAGUUAGAAAAGGACCCGACUAAAGCGACAUAUUCAAUAUUCUUAAAACUUGGGUUUAAGGAGAAGAUGAAAGAUCUUAUUGAAAUUUUAGGAAAGGAAACAGAGCUAUAUCAAUUUUUAAUUAGCAACGACUUUCUUUACAACAAUGAUCCAAUAUAUGAACCCCCUGAAGAGGAUAGUGACGAUGGUGCAUCCUCAACUACUGGCUCUUUGUUGGAUUUAGGUUCAGAGGCAUUACUGACUCUUCCAAGAGAAAAAGCAAUUGAAGGUAUACAGGCAUUGGAUAAAAUCAGUUCAAAACUUCGUGACUUCUUGAAGCCGUUUGCAGAACAAGGUAAAGUAGUAACAGAAGAUGAGGUGAGAGACUUCUUCGCAAAGGUUAAAGAGAAACAAUUACAAAAAUGA
Scheffersomyces coipomensis is the source of this 1302-nucleotide messenger RNA. RefSeq lists its product as uncharacterized. The transcript has a single exon. NCBI's taxonomy places the organism in Eukaryota, Fungi, Ascomycota, Pichiomycetes, Serinales, Debaryomycetaceae. Gene Ontology annotation, molecular function: zinc ion binding; ubiquitin protein ligase activity. The coding region runs from base 1 to 1302 and encodes 433 amino acids. Gene Ontology annotation, cellular component: cytoplasm. The record is from RefSeq and is a predicted model, not a curated record.